UUCUUUUCCUUCAUUUCAUGAAUACAUACAUUUUUAGGGUUGUUUAUAACAUUCUUGGGUUUGAUUGGUGCAUUUGGGUUUGAUAUUUUUUUUCCCUUCUCUCUCUGUUCUUCUUCAUUUCAUUAAUACAUACAUUCAUGAAUACAUUGAUAUAUUUGAUGAAUCUUUUUUCUCUUUGUUUCACUUUUUCAGGUUGGUGAUGAUAUACGGAUGAUGAUCCAAGUUAGGUUUUUUUCCAAUCAAUCUGUUUCGUAUGAAUAAAAAUUUCAGCAUCGACAACCACCCUCCCUUCGAACUCGCACUCGCAAGGUUCAAUUUCUGUCUCUCCCCUUCUCUCUUUGUGUUUGUUUUUACCCUAAUGACAGUGAGUCUUUCUGUAACAAAGCAUGGUGCAUUUCCCUUUGCAAUGCAUAUCCUUUUUGGUUUUUUACUUUCUAUCAUGGACAAUGGGAUUUUUGAACCUUGAUAUCUGCUACAAUGGCCACAAGGCAUCAUUUGGCCAUGAAAUCCAUUAGGACAUCCAUCUUCAGCUAACUUAAUUUUGGUUUUGUGUUGUACAGACCUAUAUGUUUAAGUAUGAUAGUGUUCAUGGUCAAUGGAAAAAAAAUGAGCUUAAGGUUCAGGAUUCUAAGACCCUUCUCUUUGGUGACAAACCUGUCGCAGUCUUUGGUAUGAGGAACCUAGAGGAAAUCCCAUGGGGUGAAGCUGAAGCUGAAUAUGUUGUUAAGUCCACUGGAGUUUUUACUGAUAAGGACAAAGUUGCUGCCCAUUUGAAGGGUGGUGCAAAGAAGGUUGUCAUUUCUACUCCAAGUAAGGAUGCUCCCAUGUUUGUUAUGGGUGUCAAUGAGAAGGACUACAAGCCAGAUAUUGAUAUUGUUUCCAAUGCUAUCAACAAACCAUUAACAUUAUCAAUAUCUAGCAUUGGAAAUAUUAUUAUACCCAGUGUGUUAGUGUUCCCCUUCAAUUACUAUGCAUUUGUCUACACCAUUAACAUUUAUUGUAUACAGUUUUUAUUUAUUUAUUUAUUUUAUUAUUAUUAUUAUUUUAUGGUUAAUUGAUGGAAUGCUUUCAAUAUAUUUCAGAGAGGAAUUUAAGGAUGAGGAGAUGGUUGAUGUGAAGUCAUUACACAUCCGAAACUUUCUCUGAAGUUGAGUUUCUUGGUUAGUGCUUUGCUUUGCAUUUAACAAUUGUUAGGAUACUCAUAUCCAACAAUUGUUUCUCUAUCUUCUUUGAUUGAAAUUCAUUGAUUACCUAGGGACCUGUCUUAAAAAGAGAUGUAAUCCUAGAUUUAAUAGUAAACCACUUGAUUAUCUUUU
Camellia sinensis is the source of this 1316-nucleotide messenger RNA. NCBI's taxonomy places the organism in Eukaryota, Viridiplantae, Streptophyta, Magnoliopsida, Ericales, Theaceae. The record is from RefSeq and is a predicted model, not a curated record.